Molecule: messenger RNA, 1881 nt
Organism: Cladophialophora yegresii CBS 114405
Lineage: Eukaryota; Fungi; Ascomycota; Eurotiomycetes; Chaetothyriales; Herpotrichiellaceae
Exons: 2
Coding region: 1-1881 (626 amino acids)
Biological process (GO): positive regulation of mitochondrial DNA replication; DNA recombination
Cellular component (GO): mitochondrial large ribosomal subunit; nucleus
Molecular function (GO): single-stranded DNA binding; DNA strand exchange activity; structural constituent of ribosome
Source: RefSeq, a predicted model, not a curated record
AUGGCGGCUACCGCAGCCAGUGCCAUGGCUCAUCAAAUGCCGCCCAUGGCUAUUCCCGCCAUGCCUCGAAUACGGCCUCCACGACUACUGAAAGGAGAGCCACAUCCUAACAAUGCCCCAAUGCCACCCGUAUCCCCCAAUCACCCGAGCGCGAAAUGGGUGCAAGGCAAAUGGCGGACGGGAAAUUCUAAAGCUGUCAAGAAUAAAAGGGCAACGCAAGACAUCCAAGUCGCAAAGGCCCUCCGACAUCAGACGCAUGGGUUGGACAUAUACGCCUAUCGCCAUAUUCGAACGAAUCAGGUCGUCUAUAGCUUGACAAGGACGUUGCAGGAAAACAAGGUACUCACCCAACUGCUCUAUCAUGGCAAGAAGACUGUACCCUCCUCAGUUCGGAACGACAUGUGGACGCCAUAUUUCUCCAUACAUUUCCCUCCAACGCCCGCCGGAGCCCUGGAAGGUCUCUUCGCUUUUCAGAAACUGCGCGAGCUCUCGACUCAAAGGCAGUUGUCCCCUCCCGAGAACCUCAUACGAGCCACUCAAGAAGAUAUAGACGUUGUCAAGUCGAAACUAGGAUCUCCAACAACGUUACAAGAAAUGGCGGCCCGCGACGAGUUACAGGGCAAGAUCCCCAAGCUCAACGAGAUCCUGCCGAAGAAACUGAGGGCACAGAAAUUGAUGGACCAGAAAGCUACCAGCGUUGCCGACGCCGCGUUUGUGCUGGACUGGAUCCUGUCCGGGCCAAGUCCCUGGGAGCGUGUAACAACAGUUGCCAAGAAGCGAGCCAUCAAGGCCUCAGAAUCGUCUGGUAGAACAGUAGCGAGGCUAGGAAAAGUCCGCAAGGAAAUCGAGCAGAAAGCCGCCGAGAUCCGCCGACGUGCUUCUCUAGCGGUUGAGAGUCUUGCCGAUGGAGACCGAGCGUCCCUGCGUCUUACCUUCGAUGCCAUCCAUCAGCUCAGCAUGGAACAUCGCAGCAUCAUUAGUGAAAAGGGUGACAAACUCGACGAUCCCGAUACCCAACUCUCGGUCGAUCUGGACAACCUCCGGGAAUUUGAACCAGCAGGCACAAAAGUGAAGGUGAACAGGAAAGAGCCCCUCGCCCUGCAGAGGCAACAGAGGCGUGCUACAUUAGCGGCCGAAAACAAUGCGUUCAAAGAACGCAUACAGACGGCCAAGUACGCCGAACAUGAGGCGAUCAAGGAUUGGUUCCAGCACAACGAAACCCCUAGCACGGAGACGGGCUCGCUGUGGGAGUCCGUGUCCCUGGCCCGAGAAAACGCGUUGGACACCUACGACACACAGCAAAAGAUGAGCAAACUCGCCGCAGCGGGCGAAGUGGAAACUGGAUCAAAGCCAGACAAUACCCCAAAAACCGAAACCGUGCAAUCCAGCCUCUCAGCCCUCAAGCCCGACUGGGCCACCGAACCGCGCUCCGUGAAGAUGUACUGGGCGGACGUGAACGACGGGCUUUUUGCCUCGUCGUGGCCUAGAAACGUCGUCCACGGGUCUCUCGCGCCCUUUGGCGUCGCCAAGGCCUGGACAUGGGCGCCACAUCUCGACGAGGCGGGCAGCCUCAUCACAGACAGCCCGCGGGUCAAGGUCGCCAAGGUGGUGGGCAAGAGCGUGCACGUCAUGGGAAGUAGUCUCGACGACGGCUGGGUGACGGAGGAGAUGCUGCAGGGAGGAAAGAGACCUCCUGUGUGGGCGGAGCCGCCGCCGCCGCCGCCUGUGCCACAGGAGGACGUGCAGGUCGAGUACCAGCGCUUGGACGAGUCGGCCACAUCGCCCAGAAGAGAUCCCGCCGUGUUCCACGACGAGGACAUCGUGGUCGAAGAGCGACGACAAGGCCUCUGGGCACGCGUUCGGCGUAUGUUUGGGAGGUAG